CUGUCUAGGAGUGGAACCGGCAAACUCGGACAUGCACAACAGCGAGUGACAAGAGGCACAGCGCGGAGAUUGGCAGUGGCUACACGGGCAACACCGAAAGGAAAUUCAGCACAGAUUAAUACAGACAGACUGGUAGAGAUGGCGAUGUCGUGGGUGUUUUUGGUGGCUCUGAGCACACAGUUAGCUCUUAUUAAAGGCGAGGAUAUCGUCGUUGGCUGCGGGGGAUUCGUGAAGUCGGACCUGGAGAUUAAUUAUUCCCUAAUCGAGAUAAAGCUGUACACUAAGCAGGGAUCACUGAAGUACCAGACAGACUGUGCCCCCAUUAACGGAUACUUCAUGAUACCACUCUAUGACAAGGGCGAUUUUGUUUUGAAGAUUGAGCCUCCACUUGGGUGGAGUUUCGAGCCUACCAGUGUUGCUCUCCAUGUGGAUGGGGUGACUGAUAUCUGCACCAAAGGAGAGGACAUCAACUUUGUCUUCACUGGCUUCUCUGUCUCUGGAACGGUGCUGAGCAAGGGCCAGGAGUCUGGGCCUGGUGGGGUUCGAGUGUCCUUGAGGAAGUCUGGAGAUGAAGCUGACUUGCAAACCAUCCAGACGCAGCCAGGGGGCAAGUACACAUUCUCUAAGGUGCUGCCUGGUAACUAUGAUAUCUUUGCAUCUCACCCCACAUGGACCCUGCAGCAGGGUACCACCUCUGUACGUGUUUCUAAUGCCAAUGCCCAGGCCGCAGCGCCCCUGGUGGUAGGCGGGUAUGAUGUCUCGGGAGCCGUGCGCAGUGAUGGGGAGCCCAUGAAGGAAGUCACCUUCCUGCUCUUCUCCUCCACCGUCAAGAAAGAGGAUAUCUCUGGCUGCAGCCUGGCCUCGGUCGAAGGCUAUGAUUCUGAAGGAGACUCACUAGCCUACCUCUGCAGCGUGCUGUCCAGAGAGGAUGGCACCUUCACUUUCUCAACCCUCCCCAGUGGAGAGUACACUGUGGUACCUUUCUACAGAGGAGAGAGAAUUACCUUUGAUGUUGCUCCAUCACGGAUGGACUUCAAAGUAGAGCACAACAGUUUAAAACUAGAGCCCAUUUUUCGUGUGAUGGGAUUCUCUGUGACUGGCAGGGUUUUGAACAGCCCAGGAGGAGAGGGUGUACCAGAUGCCACUGUGACCCUCAAUGACCAAAUCAAAGUACUGACAAAGGGAGACGGUUCUUUCCGCUUGGAGAAUAUGACUACAGGGACCUACACCAUCCGAACCAACAAGAAGAGUAUGUUCUUUGAGCCAAUCACUGUCAAAAUCGCUCCAAACACACCCCAGCUCCCUGACAUCAUCACUGCAGGAUUCAGUGUGUGUGGCCAGAUCUCUAUCUCGCUCCUGGCCGAGGGGAUGAAGCAGCAGGGCCGCUACAGGGUGACACUGACCUCCCAGGACAAGGAGACGACAAGCUCCCGCACCGUCGAGUCUGACCCCCAGGGGGCCUUCUGCUUCCAGGCCAAGCCAGGAGAGUACAGCAUCCAGGUGUCUUUGCCUGAGUCAGAGGUGAAGGCAGGUCUGGCUCUGCUUCCCAAGUCCUUGUCUGUGUCUCUGGUCGACAGGCCCCUGGAGGAUCUCCGCUUCACUCAGUUCAUGGCCUCUGUCUCUGGAAAGAUCUCGUGCCUGGCUAUCUGCGGUGACCUCACAGUGACCUUGCAAUCAGUGAGCCGUCAGGGUGAAAGGCGCAGCGCUCAGCUCUCUGGGAAAGGGGACUCCAUCCUGUUCUCCUUCGACAGCGUCCUACCUGGCAAAUACAAAGCGAGUAUUGGACACGAGGAGUGGUGCUGGAAACACAAGUCCGUGGAGGUGGAGGUGCUAGAGGAGGACUUGCUGGGGGUGGAGUUUAAGCAGACUGGAUACAUGCUGCGUUGCUCGCUGUCCCACGCCAUCACACUGGAGUUUUACCAGGAUGGCAGUGGUCCUGAGAAUGUGGGGGUUUACAACCUGUCCAAGGGAGUCAAUCGCUUCUGUCUGUCCAAGCCAGGUGUGUACAAGGUCACUCCACGCUCAUGUCAUCAGUUUGAGCAGGACUUCUACACUUAUGACACGUCUGCUCCAAGUAUCCUGACUCUGACUGCCAUUCGGCACCAUGUGACUGGGGUCAUCACCACGGACAAGUUAAUGGACGUCACUGUUACCAUCAAGUCCUCUAUUGAGAGUGAGCCAGCCCUAGUGCUCGGCCCUCUCAAGUCCCUCCAGGAGCAGCGUCAGGAGCAGCAGCUGCAGGAGAUUAUGUUGCGCAGACAGGAGCGGGAGCGGAGAGGGGAGGGGGAAGGCAAGGAGAGCCCUCCCGUCCAGGAGAGAGCCGAGGAUCUGCACGGCCCCUUCAGCUAUGAGUUCUCCUACUGGGCUAGGGCUGGUGAGAAGAUCACUGUAACCCCUUCAUCCAAAGAGCUGCUGUUUUACCCUCCUGAGGUGGAGGCCACCAUCACUGGAGAGAGCUGCCCAGGUCAGCUGGUGGAGGUGGAGGGGAAGGCAGGUCUCUUCCUGGAGGGUCAGAUCCACCCAGAGCUAGAGGGAGUGGAAAUCACCAUCUCUGAGAAGGGGGCUGCCACGCCGCUAAUUACUGUCGUCACCAACGAGGGGGGAUCCUACAGUGUGGGCCCCUUGCACCGGGACCUAGAGUACAGUAUCACUGCCAGCAAGGAGGGCUUUGUGCUCAGCCCGGUCGAGGGCACACAGGGGGGCUUUAAGGCCUUUGCACUGGCGGGUGUUGCCUUUGAGAUCAAGUCCGAGGACAGCCAGCCUCUCUCAGGGGUUCUACUGUCUCUGAGUGGAGGGCAGUUCCGCUCCAAUCUGCUAACCCAGGACAGCGGAGUCCUCACCUUCAACAACCUGAGCCCCGGCCAGUAUUACUUCAAGCCCAUGAUGAAGGAGUACCGAUUCGAACCUGCUUCCCAGUCGAUCGAGGUGGAGGAGGGGCAGACUUUGAAUAUAGCCAUCACUGGGUACAAGACUGCAUACAGCUGUUAUGGCACAGUGUCGUCUCUGAGCGGUGAUGCUGAGCAGGGUGUGUCUGUGGAGGCGGUGGGGCAGGGUGACUGCAGCCUAUAUGCUGAAGACACGGUCACGGACGAGGAGGGCAAGUUUCGCUUGCGUGGCUUGCUGCCAGGGUGCAAGUAUCUGAUCCAGCUGCGAACGGAGGGCAAUGACCACAUUGAGAGAGCGCUGCCUCAGCACCGAGCCAUCGAGGUUGGCAACAGCGACAUUGAGGGUGUGAACAUCAUUGCCUUCCGACAGAUCAACCAAUUUGAUCUGAGUGGCAAUGUGAUCACCUCUCCUGAUUUCCUCCCCACACUCUGGGUGAAGCUUUACAAAAGUGACAAUCUGGAUAAUCCUGUUCAGACUGUGUCUUUGGGACAGUCUCUGUUCUUCCAUUUUCCACCACUGCUACGUGACGGAGAGAACUAUGUGAUGUUGCUGGACUCCACACUCUCUCGUUCGCAGUACGACUUCUCUCUGCCUCAGGUCUCCUUCACCUCCUCUGGUUACCACAAGCAUCUCACACUGACCUUCAACCCCACGCGUAAACUGCCUGACCAGGAUGUGGCCCAGGGCUCCUAUAUUGCACUGCCCCUCACCUUGCUGCUUCUGCUGGCUGCCUACAACCAUCAGAAGGUGAUCCCAGUGUUACUCCAGUUAGCGAGCCGUGCUCAGGGGGUGCGAGGGCUCGGUCAGGCAGGAGGAGACAGCGCCGCCCUUGAGGACGCCAAACGCCAGGCCAAGAGAGCGAAAAUCAGGCGCACAUGAGAAGGGGGCUUGGAGAAGAGACACGCACACACCCACCCCCCCAGCCUAGACUUGGCAGAGCCUGGAGCCUCUGCCUCUCCAUUGCACCAAGCAGGGGAACAUAUCACCAUUGUGACAGUGAGAAUUCCUGUGUUGAGAUCGGUAGUAUUGGAGAGACUGUUUGACACUGAAUGUUCCUCUAAUCUGUCUUGUUGACCUUGCCCAAAACCUCACAGUGAGGUGAAUUCUUUUUACUGUAUUCAGUGUGUUCCAGUGCAUUCUAAUUCAAAUUUUUGUGUAUAGACCAAAAUGUGGUAUUGGGUCUUCCUGUCCAUGUCAUGAACGGUGUUGCAGUGCACACAGCAUUGGUGAUCCUGUGCACUGCAAGCCCGUGUUCUGUAUUUUAGUCUAUAUAUUUUAUUAUUUUUAUUUAUUGUUCUUAAAUAGUCAGACCAGAGCUUUCCAUGAAUGAUGUGUUGCGUACAUCAUUCCUGUCACCUCUUUGCCAUUUUAGUCUAGAGACCAUUUCAAACCUGGCAGCCAAUUGUGUUGAGUUUAGUGACAUAACUAAUUUAUACUAAUGUCUCAGAGGCUAAUGAUUUAGCUCACUGCUCCAUAGUGUGUGCGUGUAUUUGUGAGUAUAGAGGUGAAUAAUGUUGCUUAAAGUCAAAGAGUGAAAGCCCUUUCAAAAAGGGUUCUAUGUGGGGGCAUUAAAACCUUUGUAUUCCUAGGACUGGAUGGGACUGGAGAAGUAGCCUUGAUUUAAGAAAUAAAACAUAAAUAAAUAAAAUAAUUUGGUGGGCCAUUACUGCUUUUGUUAUGAAAUAUUUAUAUUUUCUAAAGUCCCAACCUGCAGGAAAACUUUCUAGGAACUCAAUAAAACUCAACAUCAAUGUAUAAUCACUUCCUAUUACCCACUGUGCUUACUCAGUUUCCUCAAUUUCAGUUUGUAUGGAUUUUUAAUGAUCAGAUCUUUAUUUGAUAUCCUUUUGGCCUGCUUUUUCAGUAAAGGAAAUUGAUCAUGGAAUAUUUAAUGUGAAAGUUUUUUUUUUUUUUUUUAUCUAGGGGAUCAUUGAAGAUUUACUGGUGUAAAACACAUUUUUGGGGAGGGGGUUGUUUGGGAAAGAAUGUGAGUAAUAUUGAACUCAAUAAAAAUGACCUUGGUUUUCA
Molecule: messenger RNA, 4914 nt
Organism: Polyodon spathula (Mississippi paddlefish)
Lineage: Eukaryota; Metazoa; Chordata; Actinopteri; Acipenseriformes; Polyodontidae
Gene: nomo
Product: nodal modulator
Exons: 31
Coding region: 139-3765 (1208 amino acids)
Cellular component (GO): endoplasmic reticulum membrane
Molecular function (GO): carbohydrate binding
Source: RefSeq, a predicted model, not a curated record